UGGGCGAUUAAAUCAUAGGUGCAUUUCUUUGUUAGGCCAGACAAAACUGUUAAUGGGUAAUUAUCUGUUAGCAUCGGAUUACUUUCAUUAGGAAAUUUCAACAAAACAGGUGUUUCAGAAGUAUAAGUUUUUACCGCGGCUUAUUUCCCGGAUUUCAAGGUACUAGAAUAUUGUUUAUAAAUGUGUAACUCUGACGGAUAUCGAACCAACGCCCACAAAAUAAUAAAAAGGUUGCACCUAUACUAUCGCGGCUAUUAUGUCUAGAUCUAUAAGCAUUUGUAUUUCUCAGUACACCUUCAAAACCGAAGUAUAUGCUAGCGGAAAUGUUUACACUUUUGUACAGUCGUGUGUUAUCUAUGAGCAUAUUGUGUUUAGCUGUUAUCAGCAACAUGUUUUGUAGUAGCGCUGCAAGUUAUAAAUACGCUAUAUAACGGAUAAAGAGUAAACUAAUAAAAAAGUCAACAUCAGCUUUCCAAUCUUUUAAACAAAAACAUGUACAAGGGAAAUAUCAAUAACGUUUUGGUUUUAAAUUUAAAUAUGUAAUGAGAUCCCUGACACUUUAUAAACAGGUUGAACGAAAGAUUGGCGUUGUCUUUGAAAGUUAUGGUCGUUUUGUUUACAGCCAUGCGCCAAAAAUAAUUAUCAUAUCGAUUAUAAUAAACGGUGCCUGUGCAAUAGGGAUCGUUAAUAUGAAAUGGGAAAUAGAUGCUAAAAAAGUUUAUCUUCCCCAAGAGACACAAACCCGAAAAGACAAAAGUCGAGUGGAAAAGAUUUUCCCAGAUAUGAGUGGCUCCAUGUUUAACGUUUUACAGGUAUCUGAUGAGGGAUUUUGGGCCAGAGUUAUAGUCAAGAGUAAAUCUGGAAACCUUCUGAACAGAACCAUACUAGAAGAAAUCGGGUACUUGUCAAACAUGGUUCUAAAUAUAACAGCUGAGAACAGUGAUGGAUCAGUAAUAAAAUUUUCAGAUAUCUGCGCAAUAAACAACAAUAAAUGUUCAGUUGUUGGAAAUAUAUUUUGGGAUGAAGAAUUUCUUACAGCGUCAGAUGAAAAGAGGGUUACUUUCCCGUCUUUCAUUUCAUCAAGAGGCAUUUUCAGAUAUUCGUCUAGUAUUGGUGGAAAUGUAACAACAGACGAAUCUGGAAGAUAUCUUACAAGUAUGGAAUACUUGAAGUUGGAUUAUAUGAUUAGGACAGACGAUCACAUAUUUGAGCACUUAGGUAAAAUUUGGGCAGAUGAAUUCAAGGAAAAAUUAUCAACCUAUAGAAAUGAGUAUUUUGAUAUUGCGUAUGGUCACUUCAACUCGAUUAGUGAAGAGAUUGAUAGGACUAUUUUCGGAGACAUGGCCAUCUUUGUGGGAACAUUAACCAUGAUGGUUGUUUAUGCUUGCAUUGCAACUGUACCGGCAAGUUUGCAACAUGUUGGAGACAGAAUAUGGUUGGGUAUGGCAGGCAUUUUAGCAGCAGGGUUGGCCAUUCCUUCAAGUUUUGGACUGUGUGCAGCAGCUGGUGUUGAUUUUGUUAGUAUUGUUGGCGCGGCUCCGUUUUUGGUGAUUGGAAUUGGGAUCGACGAUAUGUUUAUAUUGUUAGCUGGUUUAUAUGAAGCUCGGAGAAAACCAACUUUGGAAGAAAAAAUUUCAGAUACUUUACGUACUUCAGGCGUUGGAAUUACAAUUACAACAGUAACUGAUCUUAUAGCAUUCAUGGCAGGGGCUGGAACAAAUAUCAUUGCCGUUAGGAGUUUUUGCACCUACGCAGGACUCGCCGUUUUGUUCUGUUACAUCAACAACGUUACGUUCUUUGCUGCCUGUAUGGUUAUAAAUGAAAAACGGAUAGCAAAUAAUCAUCACUUUAUCACAUUCAAGAGGAGGCUAAAGAAUCGAGAUGCCUUACAUGACGAAAUAUCAGACAACACAGAAGUCAAUGAAUACCCUAAAAACUUCAUUGACAAAUUUGUUCACUGGAUAAUUCCAAAAAUAGUGCUGAAAUUUCCAAAUAAGAUUAUUAUAAUAAUUCUGUUCGCUGGAUAUAUUUCCGCAUCUAUUUAUGGCUGUACUCAUUUGAAGCAAGGUCUACUAUUUUCGCAGAUCGUAAAUGACGACUCUUAUUUCUUCAAGUUGGCGCAUUGGAAUGAACAGUACUUUCCGCGACAGUACACUGUAGCGUUCGUGAUACCGGAUGUGCUUGAUUAUUCAGACCCAAAGACGUUUGACAUGAUAAAUGAUGUUAUUAAAAGCGUUCAGUCUAAUAUACAUUUCGACCCAAAUUUUGAGGUUAACUGGUUGAAAGCAUACCGUGGCUCUCCAUAUUACAAUGGCUCCUUGAAAUCAACUUUCAUUGCCGGGCUUAAAAAUUUCACAAAUGAUAAAAAUUAUGCCACGUAUCAAAAUGAUAUAAUUUUCAAUAGAUUUGAUAGCUCAGUUAAGUCCUCGCGCUUUUACGCACUUUCUGCAAACUUACCAAAUAGCCAAGAGGAAGGUAGAAUGAUGUUAGAGGCCCGUGAUAUUGCUAACACUGCAUCAGUUGAAUGUAUAGCGUAUUCACCGUUUUUCGAAUAUUUUGAGCAAUAUGUCUGCGUUCUGGGCCUGACUUUGAAAUCCAUAGGAAUUACAUUUGCAGCAGUGUUUGUUAUAACUUGUAUGUUUAUGCCACAUCCUGUACUGGUAACCUUAGUUACACUUGUUGUGGUGGUGAUAAUGAUCGGUGUAUUUGGAGUUAUGUAUUACUUAGAUAUCGCUUUAAGUGCUGUCACUAUGAUUCAAUUAAUUAUGACUGUUGGUUUUGCAAUUGACUUUUCAGCCCAUAUCUGUCACGGCUAUAUGGUUGCUGACAAUAAAAACGCGAAUGCAAGGGUAAAAGAAACAAUAGAAAGAACUGGUGCCCCAAUUUUACAUGGUGCAUUAUCUUCUAUACUAGGUAUUUCAUUACUUAUCUCGGCAAAAUCUUUUGUUUUCAGAACUUUUCAAUCGAUCAUGUUUUUUGUGCUUUUCUUUGGUAUAACCCACGCUCUUUUCCUAGUGCCAGUUAUAUUACCAUGGGUUUGGCCUAGUAAAGAACCUUCUGCGCCCAAGCAGUUGAUAGAUAACUGCAAUCAAAUCCUGCCUUUGACGGACAAAACUAACGUUAAAAAUGGUAGUCCAAGUACAUGCUAUGACAUUAACAGCCAAACGUUAUCUUUAGAUGUUGAAGAGGUGUUGAAAGAUAUCAAUAUAAGAGAAACAGUUCUUUAAAUGAUUAAUAAAGGGACGUUAUCAUGAUAUUUUUACACAAGAAAAGCUACCUAAGGUAAAGUGAUUAAAUUUUAUUUUUGGAGUUCUUUUUAUCUAAUUAAAAGUUUGUGAAAUAAAUGUUUAUAUACUAGGGCCGUUAGAGGUGUUGCACACUCCAUUACUUCUUAGGAACAUACUCAGUCAAACAGUGUUUGCUAUUAUUUUGCUUGGUUGCAAUUCUUUGCAUCCAAAUGAUCUUCUUGAAAUUUAAUUAUAUAUGCUAUUAUAUUUUAUAUUUACUGAUUUCAUAAUUCAGGUGAACUUAUUUUAAAACUGCCAAUUAAUCCGUUGUUGUCGUUGGUAUAAUAAUAGUUAGACGAUUAAUUGAAACUCGGAACAAUCUUUUUAGCAUACAACCGUUAGGAGCAACAAUUAGGAAUGGGGUUUCCAUGAUGUGUUGUGUAUCUGCCUUUUGGCAUCUACAUAAUUAUAAACAAAUGAAAUAUAUAAGUACAUCACAUAAUUGCUUUUUGUCCUGCGUUAUUAAAGGAAAUGAAUAAAGAUUUUUUUUUAAUCAAAUAAUAUGUUGGCCUAAUGUUAUUCGCUCUUAUAUGCUGAUGACACCAGGGAGUUGACAAACGAAUAAAUUUUACAUACCGCAAUCUUUACAUACGUACCGUUGUUCUUUCACGUUUCAGGUGCAAGACGUUUUCUUAUUUAUUUUGUUGCACUUUGAUUACCUCUGAUUUUACUUUUUCAUUACUUUUUAUACCCCAACCAAACAUGUUUGGAGUGGGGUAUAUAGGAUUCAGUUUUGUCGCGUCCCGUCGCGUCCCGAAAUCUAUUAUCUCAUUUAUUACUAAAUGGAUUUGAUUCAAACUUAAAAUAGAUGUUCCACCUUAUCACCCUUAUCAUGUGACACAAGGUGCAUAACUCUGACACCAAGUUUUCAUGAAUUAUGUCCCCUUUUACUUAGAAUUUAAAGUUAAUUUUGUUGUAUUUUCACUAUAUCUCAGUUAUUACUAAAUGGAUUUGAUUCAAACUUAAAAUAGUUGUUCCACCUCAUCACCCACAUCAUGUGACAUAAGGUGCUUAACUCUGACAUCAUUUUUUUAUGAAUUAUAUCCCCUUUUUACUUUAAAUUUAAGGUUGAUUUUGAUGUAUUUUCACUAUAUCCCAGUUAUUACAAAAUGGAUUUGAUUCAAACUUAAAAUAGAUGUUCCACCUCAUCACCCACAUCAUGUGACACAAGGUGCAUAACUCUGACACCAAUUGUUCAUGAAUUCGUCACCUUGGCGCAAAAAGUACUGUAACUGGCUUUUUAAAUUUUUUACAGGAGACACAAAAAACUGUUUUGCUUAUUUUCAGUAAACCUUUUUAAUACCAUACCAUAGUGCGAAGUAACUAAUUAUCAGGCCAAUUUAACUUCUUUUAAACAUUAUAAUCAUUCAUUAGACCAUAAAAAGUAAUUAGAUAUUCUUUUCCACUUACAUGACUCUUUGCGCUAAAUUUCUUACACGCAAAAAGUCAUGUUAGUGCAGUUACCAGACUUUUUGCACUAAUUUUUAAUGUGAAGAAGUCAAGUUACAGCAUUUCACAUACAUUUUGAAAAUGCUGUGAUAUCAUAAAUAAGGCCAAAAACAUUGUGCUCAUGGUUAAUUUGAUACAUAAAAAAAUGUAAGUUGAAGAAAAAAUAAUCUGCUUUGUUUUUACAGUUUAUUUUGAAUAGCAAGCAGUUUGUACUAAACUAGAGUGACCAUUUAAAUACAGUUAAAUGACCAUAUUUUGCAAUAUCAGCACUGUUUGCAAAACAUAUUCAUAAAGUAAACUUAUUGCAUUUUUCAACUCUGUCUCAAUUUUAAGCAAAUACAUACUAUAUUUUUAAACCACAAAUUAUUGAAAUCAGAAUGGCAGUAACAACUAGGGCAGUGAAAGGUCUUUUACACAAGAGACAAGUUAUCAUAAUCAGUUAUGGUAGGCAGAUGGAAUUAUAUUCUUUCUGCAAAGACCAACCAAAUUACAUUUGCCUCUUGAUAAUUUUGGCUGAUUUGCAUCAUUCCCCAAAAAGGGGGUAAAGUUUGGGCAGUUGUGAUCUUUCUCUCAAGUUUGGUUUUAACCUUACCAGGUGUACUGCUCCAUCAAAGUCAUACUUUAUCAGGGUCCUCAAUAAUAAAUUGAAUUUUUUUUUUUAUUAUCCUCCACCUAUCUUUAAGCCCAUUAGUAUGAAUAUCAAAGUUUUUGAUGUUUGAUUCCAUUAGCUUAAAGUAAAAAAAAGUCAUUUCUGUGACAUGAUAGUGUUAAUUUUUGUACAACAUGCCAUUUUUAGCUCACCUGAGCAAUGCUCAGGUGAGUUUUUCUGAUCGCUCGAUGUCCGGCGUCUGUCGUCCGUCGUCUGUCGUCUGUCGUCUGUCAACAUUUAGCUUGUGUAUGCGAUAGAGGCUGUAUUUUUCAAUUAAUCUUCAUGAAUGUUGGUCAGAAUGAUAACCUUGAUAAAAUCUAGGCCGACUUCGAAAAUGGGUCAUCUCGGGUCAAAAACUAGGUCACUAGGUCAAAUCAAAGAAAAACCUUGUGUAUGCGAUAGAGGCUGUAUUUUUCAAUUAAUCUUCAUGAAUAUUGAUCAGAAUGAUAACCUUGAUGAAAUCUAGGCCGAGUUCAAAAAUGGGUCAUCUGGGGUCAAAAACUAGGUCACUAGGUCAAAUCAAAGAAAAACCUUGUGUAUGCGAUAGAGGCUGUAUUUUUCAAUUGAUCUUCAUGAAUAUUGGUCAGAAUGAUUGCCUUGAUGAAAUCUAGGCCAAGUUCGAAAAUGGGUCAUCUGGGGUCAAAAACUAGGUCACUAGGUCAAAUCAAAGAAAAACCUUGUGUAUGCGAUAGAGGCUGUAUUUUUCAAUUAUUCUUCAUGAAUAUUGGUCAGAAUGAUAACCUUGAUGAAAUCUAGGCCGAGUUCUAAAAUGGGUCAUCUGGGCUCAAAAACUAGGUCACUAGGUCAAAUCAAAGAAAAACCUUGUGUAUGCGAUAGAGGCUGUAUUUUUCAAUUGAUCUUCAUGAAUUUUGGUCAGAAUGAUUACCUUGAUGAAAUCUAAGCCGAGUUCGAAAAUGGGUUAUCUGGGGUCAAAAACUAGGUCACUAGGUCAAAUCAAGGAAAAACCUUGUGUAUGCGAUAGAGGCUGUAUUUUUCAAUUGAUCUUCAUGAAUUUUGGUCAGAAUGAUUACCUUGAUGAAAUCUAGGCCGAGUUCGAAAAUGGGUCAUCUGGGCUCAAAAACUAGGUCACUAGGUCAAAUCAAAGAAACACCUUGUUUAUGCAGUAGAGGCUGUAUUUUUCAACUGAUCUUCAUGAAAUUUAGCCAGAAUGAUUACCUUGAUGAAAUCUAGACCAAUUUUGAAAAUGGGUCAUCUGGGGUCAAAAACUAGGUCACUAGGUCAAAUCAAAGAAAAACCUUGUGUAUGCGAUAGAGGCUGUAUUUUUCAAUUGAUCUUCAUGAAAUUUGGUCAGAGUGAUUGCCUUGAUGAAAUCUAGGUCGAGUUUGAAUAUGGGUUAUCUGAGGUCAAAAACUAGGUCACUAGGUCAAAUUAAAGAAAAAUCUUGUGUAUGCGAUAGAGACUGUUUUUUUUUCAAUUGAUUUUUAUGAAAUUUGGUCGAAAUUUUGUCAGAGUGAUUACCUUGAUGAAAUCUAGGCCAAGUUCGAAAAUGGGACACCCGGGGUCAAAAACUAGGUCACUAGGUCAAAUCAAGGAAUAACCUUAUGUAUGCGAUAGAGGCUGUAUUUUUCAUUUUAUCUUCAUGAAUUUUGGUCAGAAUGAUUACCUUGAUGAAAUCUAGGCCGAGUUUGAAAAUGGGUUAUUUUGGGUUAAAAAGUAGGUCACUAGGUCAAAUCAAAGAAAACCCUUGUGUAUGCGAUAGAGGCUGUAUUUUUCAACUGAUCUUCAUGAAAUUUUGUCAGAAUGAUAACCUUGAUGAAAUCUAGACCAAUUUUGAAAAUGGGUCAUCUGGUGUCAAAAACUAGGUCACUAGGUCAAAUCAAAGAAAAACGUUUUGUAUGCGAUAGAGGCUGUAUUUUUUAAUCGAGGUUGAUGAAAUUUAGUCAGAAUUGUUGCCUUGAUCAAAUCUAGGUCAAAAAUUAGAAUAUAGGUCAUCUUAGCUCAAAAACUAGGUCACUAGGUCAAAUUGAAGAAAAUACUUGUUUACACUUAAGAGACCACAUUUUUGAUCCAAUCUUAAUGAAAAUUGGUCAGAAUAUUUGUUUCCAUGAAAUCACUAUGUCAAACAUGUUUACACUGUUAUGGUGUGUUUAUCAGGUGAGCGACCUAGGGCCAUCUUGGCCCUCUUGUUACAACUGUUGCAAAUGCAAACUGUGAGGUUGUGUAAAUUGAGAUGUUUUUACAUGCGCGAUCGAUACAAGAAUAAAACAAAUCAUUUUCAUUUUGGGUAAGACCCCGUUCUAAAAAUUAUGCGGAUGUGAAAAACACAUGAUGAAAUUUCAUUGGACUCCCUGGUUGCAGUUUUUUCACUCCAGCCACUUUUUGUUCUCUGGCAAAAUUUUUAGUUGUAAUCUGUUGCUCAAAAUUUAGGUUAUACAUAAUUAAUUUUAGGUCAGUUGUGAAGCAAGUUUUACAACUCAUAUUAAUCGCUCUUGACACCUCAUUUCAGAUGGAAUCCAUCACCACGAGAGUAUGAGAGAAGAGAAGUCAGUUUCCUUUUUAAUUUCCCUUUUAAUGCUGAGCAUCAUGCAUUUUUAGGGAGCCACUGGUACCAUUUUUAACGCCUUUGGUAUGACACGGCCAGGGAUCGAACCCAUGACCUCCCGAACUCGAAGCGGACCCUCUACCACUAGGCUAUCAAAAUUUGCGCUGUUCUGGUCAUUUUCUUUGUUUUCGUGCAUGUUCUUGUUUGCAAAACAUAUAUCACACUGAUCUCUAAUGACAUUUCCUUGAGUUGUUACUGCACAACCUUUAGCGAUCUGUUAUUUACUCUUUUUUUAGUUAAAAUGAAGUUGAAUAGUUUUGGACAAUCAUAGUUAAUUGUAUAAAAAUGUUUCAGCAUGUAAAAAUUUAAAAUGUUGGUUUAUAUGUAACGGAAAGGCAACUGCAAUGAAAAACGUCUGUUUACAUUAGUAAGAAGACUGAAGAGUAAUGAAAAUGCAGUAUGUGUUGUUACCGUCUACAUUUUCAAGGUGUAUAUUCAUGUUUUAUUUUAUGCUUCUUUGUCAAGUACUGGAAUAUAGCAGUGAAAUAAAAUUGAUAUUUCACUGUUUCAAACAGUGAACAUAUCAUUUUCAUUUUUCACAAGGAUGAAACUACACUUGAAUACAAAAUGAAAUUAAUUAUAAAUAAUUGGAAAUUUUUUGCAAAUAUACUUAAGUAAAAGAUAUUGAAGCACGGACAUAAAGAUACACUCAACCAUUAUAAUAAAAUGUAAAAGAAUUCUGUCAAUAUUUGACAGUUUUUCAACAUAGAAUGAUAUCAUGACAAAUCACAGCAACGGGCAUCAUGGUGCAAUUCACAUGGCAUUAAAUCAUAAAAUAAAAAGAAAAUUUGUUGUUUUACUUGUAAGAUAGAAAUAUAUUUCACUGUUGAAUGCCAUAAUUUAUAUUUUCACUCACGGAUGCGCCUCUGUAUACUGACAGUUUAUAUUUACUUUGUAGAUAUAUGUAGGAAAUCAUAUUUAACAACAUAGGCUACCAGAAAGAAGCAAAAGAAAAAAUAUUAAAAUAUUUUAUGUAGAAUGUGGUAUUUUUUGUAAAGAUCAGUCUAAAUCUGAGUACUUUAUCUAAAUAACACACAGAAAGGUAUUGAUACCUAUGACUUUUAGGUUUUAGUUCCGUUGUGUAUGAUGUAAAUCAUUUAUAUAGUGAAGAAAGAAAAACAUUCUGUAGAAAAAUGUUAUGAUAGAAAUGUGUAAAUUGUUGUUUUGAUGUCAUCAGUGACAUCAUCAGUGAGUAUUUAAAUGAAAUGAAGGAUUAAAUAAACAACAACAUACAUUUAAAUAAUCAGAUUCUGACAGUGUAAGCUUCUGACAUAAAGCUUUUGUUAUUAAAUAAUAUCAUUUUUCAAAAAAGAAAUUGACGCAAAAAGUAUGUAUGUACUAAGUGCAGUUACAAUACUUUUUGCACAAAAUCAUUUACGGUUAAUUUGAAGAUCUGUGGUGCAAAAACUCUAGUAAGUGCACUUACCAUAGUUAUUGCGCCAACAAAUUUUGAAGUGCAGUUACGUGUUUAAUUUUUUUUGCCAAAAAAGACAGUUUUCAUCAAAAUACAGCUUCCAAACUUUUAUGGAUAAUGAAAAUUGAUAUUUAUGACCUAAAAAUGCCAAAAAGUGAUUUUCCCAAAAAUGUUAGUUACAUGACUUUUUGCUCCAAGGUGACGAAUUAUGCCCCUUUUUACUUAGAAUUUAAGGUUAAUUUUGAUGUAUAUUCACUGUUUCUCAGUUACUAAUAAAUGCAUUUGAUUUAAACUUAAAAUAGAUGUUCCACCUCAUCACCCACAUCAUGUGACACAAGGUGCAUAACUCUGACACCAAUUUUUCUUGGAUUAUGUCCCCUUUUACUUAGAAUUUAAGGUUAAUUUUGAUGUAUUUUCACUAGAUCUCAUUCUGAUUGGCUUAGAGCCGAAGGGAAGUAACCUUUUCUUAAUCUUUGUACUGAGUUUCUUCCCCUUAAAUUCCAGGAAUUAGUCUAUCUUUAGAAAUCCUAUUUUUUGAUUUUCAAUAUUUUUGGUAUUUUUCUAACUUUUUUAUUAUCAGUCCUAUGUAAAAAGUAAAUACAUUUUUCGGUGGUAACAUGGGUCGGUAAGACAUUUUUCUGUAUUCACUUUUAGUGUAUCUCUAAUAUUAGAGAUUUUUAUAUUUACCUCAUCCCUCAUCCAGGGCACAUAAUUAUACUAGUAUUACUUAUAUGUGGAAGUCCAGGAUGAAGUACUCUAAAGACGAGUAAACUUCUUUUUACGUAUUAAGCUUUUUUGACAUUUUUAUAUUAUUCUAAGUAUUUUUAAGAUUAAUUAUGGUUGCCAUUCUUCUGUGACAAGACCGUAUGGUGGGAGUAUGAGUCACUCCUGUGACAGUUCUAGUUUUAUUUGAUAUGUAUAAAAGGUUCAGCUUAUGAUAUGCUCUUCUUCUUUCUUCUCUGGUCAACAACUGUCCGGAGUCUGUCUUCUUCCAUCUUUUUUCAUGAAUGUAAAAAACUCUAAACACAUUUGCAAGUUUUGAAGGAUUUCAAUUGCCGAGCAAGUAUUUACAUCACCAUAUAUAGGAGGGGUUGUAUUACGCUAAAAUUAACUCACACGUCUUAUCGGGUAUUAUGUAUCGGUAGCGUUCUUGGACCAGUUUUACUUUAUAGAUAUAAUAUGAAUUUAUUUAUCUAAUUGCAUUUUUGCAUUCUAAAUUUUUACGGUUGAACACAUAGUGUAAAUACGCCCGUUAUGGUAAAACAGACGUACAAUGUGAUGACACGUGUGUCCGUCAGUCCGUCUGUCAUAUUCCGUGUCCGGAGCAUCACUUAAUAACCAUUCAAAGUAUUUACUUUUGACUUUGUUUAUAGGUAGAUGACGAUGAGGCAAUAUGCUGAAUUUAGUCGGUAGGUCAAAAAUCAAUGUCACAAAUGGAGUUCAUAGGUCAAAUUUGACCCUUUUAUUUCGUGUUCGGAGCAUAAUUUAAAUAACCAUUCAAGGUAUUUUAAAUUUUGCAUAUCAAACGUCAAUAAGAUAUACCAGACCUGAAGAGCAAAGGUCAAUGGUACAGCAAGGUCAAAUCUGUCUGUAUUAUUUUGUGUCCAUAGCAUAACCUGAUAACCAUUCAAGGUACUGACUUCAAACUUGGCAUAAAAGUAGGUGUCGAUGAGAAGAUGUGCAAAGUGCAUGAACUUGGUCAAAAGUCAAUAUCACAAAUCUGUCGUUUGUGUUUUGUAACUAGUAAACUAUUCUAUGUAUUGACUUUGAACGUUGCAGAAAGAUGGAUGGUGAUGAGGUGGUUUUACGAACGCAGCAAUCCACAUUAUCCCCAUACCAACCCCUAACCCCUCCUAAACCCAUCUUUCCCAAAACGUCACUUCAGUAUCUUUAUGCCUUCGUAUUCGAGCAUAAACCAGAUCAAUAGAUCAAAGGUAAAAGUUACAGCAAUGUCCGAUUAGUCGAUAUACAGAGCGCAUGAACUUAAGUAUUGACUUAAAACUUGGAAUAUAGGUAAAAAUAUUCAUUUUUUUAGCUCUUUCUGCAUGAGUAUUCCUUCACUGUCGCCUCUCAGUCGCCACCCCUUCCAAUCCUCAUCCACUGCCACUUUACAUCCCUAUUCCAAUACGCAAGCACGCGCGCACACACACUCCAAAAUAUUUCUUUGAAUCUAAAGUUAACAUCCCCCCUUUGAUCUGGAACUCCAUCGUAUAUUGACCCGCUUUGCAAAAGUCUUGUUUCCAUUUUUUGUUUGUUUAUAGGUACAUGGUAUUUUUCAGUUUUUACAAGGAACCGUAAAAUAAAUACCUUAAUGUCAUUCCUCUUAAUAUCUUUUUUGUUUUUCAGGCAUAUUUAUUUUUCCAAUGGUAUACCUUUAUUGUCUUACUUCUUUGGAACAUAGUUUUCUUUUUAUAAAAGAAUUAGUACUCUUUCUUACGUUAGCAAGUUAUUUGUCACUUUACUACCUGCUAUACAUUAUAGAAUAUAUAUAAAACAUAUCGUAUUUGUAGGAAUGAAAGUAGUAAUUCGCCGGAUAUGCCUCCGUGGUUCACACUAAUGUAGUCCAUAUAAAUAUAAAGUGCAUUUUUUCCGCCUAGUAAAGGUCAUUAUCAUGCCACGAUGAUUUUGAGCUACGUUAUAUAGUCACUUGUCUUAGUCACGUGACCAUGGUUUCACUGCGUUAUGGUCAACACCAUAUUUUUUUGGUAUCUUUUGAUUGCCUAAAGACAGACCUUCAAGACAAAGGUAGUCUCACAGGAAGUGAAAGACUGAAUAUCAACUAUUUAAAUACAAUCAUCAAGUGUAUGAAAUUAAAGUCCUCGGUCAAUAAUACAAGUCGAUAAAAACAGAUGUUUUUUUUUUUUUUCAUUUUAUAAUUUUUAGAAUAUGAAAAACCAAUGUUAACUAAAAAUAAUAGUAUGCUUGAAAAGUGAGUUGUGUAAACAGAAAAUCAAAACGAAUCAGCAUAAUUGUAGCGCGCACGUGGGUGCGUGUAUUCAAAUCGUUAUUUCGUGUGAGAAGUAAUACAAAAAGAACAUAGUAGUUACGCCAUAAAGUAAUUUAUGGAUUAUUCGUUUAUUAUUGUAUCAAUAAAUCAACAAAUCAUUAAAUUAACAAAUCAUCGAAUUAUUCAUUAACCAUCUAGUAUUUGAAUACACUUAGCGUCAGCUAUUGCGAUUGUGCCAAAUUUCUUUUAAGUACAAACAUUAUUUUUAUAUUAAAGUAAGGCGACAUUCAUAGUGUAUUUUUUUAUUCCGAACAGACUUUUACAUUAAACCCGGUCCGAAUAGUUUUCUUUAUAAAUCUAUGAAAAAAUUGGAAAUGGAUAAACUUGGCUGGAUAAUAUACAAAGGUCACUACAUUAGAUUUAAAAAAAAGUUAUAAAUACCUCAGGGGCCACGACUUAACAUGAACAUGAAACAAAUUUUCUUGUUGAUCCGGUUAUAUUUAUUGAUAAAUAAGAUUUUACCUAGUGACGUUGGUUUGGGACAGGGAUGAUUUUAAUUUGUUGACCGCAGACACAGAUCUCAUCAGUGACUUUAUCACGGCAAACAUUCUAAUCAGGUUUCAUCAAUUUGAAAAUGGAUUUAAAAUUGUGACUUCUGUAGAGAAGCCUCCUGUUAAUGGCGACCGACCAAUGUCAAAGACAAUGGACACAGGUGGUCACAAUUCCUCAGUGAGCAAACUAUAUAAAGGAAAUAGAAAAAAUGAAGAAUUGAACGAUGUAAAAGCACAAAAUGGUAAAAUUCAAUUGCUUAAAAGCUUAUAAUUACCUCCCCAUUUUUGUCGCUGUCCACACUGUCAAUAUUCAAUCAAUCUACACCAUGUACUUAUAGUCCUUUUCGGCGCUUUACAACCAAAUCAACAAGUCGUUAACAGUUAGACGGAUUCCUCUAGGGCCCAUUUCAAGGCUUUCAGUGCCAAGCAAGAAGUUUAUAACGUGUAUUGUUUAUGUUUAUUUCUUGAAUGAGAUCUUUGUUAUAUAUGAAAGAGACACAAACUUAUUUGAUAUGGGAGAUAGUUCUGGCUAUACUAUAUGUUUAGAAAAUAAGUAAAAAGCUCCUUUUGAACUAUUCCCUUACUUUAGAAGGUGUACUUUCAGUAUAAAGUUCGGCAGUUAUAGUCAUAAAAUAGGAAGUAAUAUGUUAUCAAUGGAAAAGAAAGAAAACACUGGUUUAAAGAGGUUUACAAUUUGUUUAAUAUUUACAUUAUAACGUUCUUCUUUUCAUUAAAUUUUGUUUCAUCCAAACAAAGAUCUAUUCAGUUUAAAUGUUUUUAAUGUUUUCAUAUCCGUGUAAAAAGAUAUUUUGAUACCAGUUUGAUACCAGUUAUGCCCGUUAUACAGCCUUUCGUAAAAAUUUUAACCAUAGUUUCUGUACUCCUUCUUUUGUUCCCUACCUUCUUCGGAGACAAAAAGGGGUAAGAAAUGGUCUGCUUCCUCCCGUCCUAUGGUCAGUCCGUCCAUUACACUUCGUGCCCAGUCCAUAACUCCAUUAGUUAUCCAUGUAGGGAUUUAGAAAUAACUUGGCACAAAUAUCCCCCAUAACGAGACAACGUGUCAUGCACAAUACCAAUACCCCUAGCUUCAAGGGCAAGGUCACACCUAGAAGUCAAAGGUUGAUAAGGUCUGUGUCGUUUAAAAAAAUAGAAAAUGGGUGUAUUCAAUUAUAAAAAUGCAAGACAAGCCGUCUUAAACUUUUACUAUGCUCAACUUUUUCGAAAAUAUUGUAUCAUCUUUUGAUAAUUCUAAAUAAAAUAUAUAAACCAAAUGUGUACAAAAGAUUGCAUUUACAAUUACAUGUCAUGUGGUAUUAAAACCACCAUUGAAUUUUCACUCGGUGUUUAUAUACAUAUAUAUCUAUAAGUUACUCUAAAAUUUCAAGAUCCAAGCACACAGUUUGAACAUAAUGCGUAAUUUAAGAGAAGAAAAGAAGAUAAGCACUAUAUAUCAGGCUUCAGAGUACACACGUUUGAAAAAUGUCGCAAUAGUGCACAUCGAUUAAUAAGGUUAAAAUAUGAAGGUCUUGAUGACCCUGUAUCAAUCCUCAGAAUGUAUAUACAAAUUGAUAGAUAAAGUUUCGACAGAAAUAUGCAGAAGUGACCUUUUACCAACUUUGAGUAAUCAAAAACAUUCUGUUAAUGACUGAUAAGAAAUAAUACCUGAAAUUGGCAUUUUUCUCAACGUCAAUGGCCCUAAUUAGUAAUAUUUCCAAUUAAAGGUAUUUACUGAUAUCUAGUGGUUUUAUACAUUCCUUCAAGUUGACUGCACAUGUAUGUACUUACUGGCAAAUUUGGUUAAUGCAAUGGCAACUCGUUGUUUUCGAUCUGUAGCUCUGUACAUUCUGUGCAAUGUUUAUGAAUGCGAAUGUAAGCUAUGAAAAUUCGGACUAAUUCAACUGCCAUAACUCUGAUGUUUUUAAGACAAUAUUACUCAAUAUCGAACUUUUCUGAGAUAUUGUUAGCACAGUGAAAGUCGACCAGACAGAGAGGUAACGACGGAGGACGACGGAGGAAGAGUGAUCAACAAUUACAAAAAAAUGUAUUUGAUCAGAGUAAAUGAAUUCAUAAUAAACAUGAAGAAAGUUAAUAUACAACUAAUCGAAAAAAGAAAAAUCAACUGAUAGAUAAAAACUGCUUGUUUAUUAUUUUCUUUAUCGUUUUGAUAAUUACUGAAAUUAAUAUUAAACAUUAAAUUAAUGUAUAUGAUGA
Mercenaria mercenaria is the source of this 15071-nucleotide messenger RNA. Its product is annotated as patched domain-containing protein 3-like. The transcript has 10 exons. Bases 543 to 3227 code for a protein of 894 amino acids. Gene Ontology annotation, cellular component: membrane. NCBI's taxonomy places the organism in Eukaryota, Metazoa, Mollusca, Bivalvia, Venerida, Veneridae. The record is from RefSeq and is a predicted model, not a curated record.